Gambusia affinis (western mosquitofish) is the source of this 2193-nucleotide messenger RNA. RefSeq lists its product as uncharacterized. The coding region runs from base 421 to 963 and encodes 180 amino acids. The record is from RefSeq and is a predicted model, not a curated record. Lineage: Eukaryota; Metazoa; Chordata; Actinopteri; Cyprinodontiformes; Poeciliidae. The transcript has 5 exons.
GCAAAACGGUUUGUUAAGAUGAACAACGAGAAGAAGGAAGACACAACAACAGACAGUGUGUACAAAGAGAGAACAGGAUUUAUAAACGGGUGAGUUGACCCGGAACCUCAGUGGGCCAGUUCUGACACCAGAAUAAGAAUCACAACAAACAAAAGAAAAGAAAAGAAAAGAAAAGCCCAAAGAAAAUGAGGACAUCUCAUUAAAAAAAUUGUGCAAAAAGAAAAAAGCUUUUAAAAAAAGGACCAAAUACAAAAUCUACUGAGACUUUAAGCUGAGUUUCAGUAAUCACGCAAUCACCAUCUAAAGAUAGGAACCGCUGUGUGGUUAGACAUUUCCUGAAGCUUUUGAGCCUCCUCUUCCUGUAAACAUUGCCUUUUUGUUUUAUUCGAUGUAAGAGCAGCUUUGCUUGAUGUUUGGAACAUGCAGUCUUUAAUCCUGAUAUUCCUUUUGGCAAUAGGUGGGAGUGAAGCAGUGUUCUGGCAGAGUCUCACAUGUCCCUAUGAAGCCCAGCAGCAGAAUCUGCUGCGGGUCUGGUGCCGGCAGACCUCUGCAGAGUGCUGCACGGGCCUCGCCUUCAGCAACAGCUCCCAGUUGGCUGAUGGAGGCAAGCUGAGGGUGACCCAGGACCUGCACUCCUUCACCGUGGAGGUGCUGGAACCAAACCCCACAGGGGGGGUUUACUGGUGCGGCCUACUGAGCAGAGACGACACCAUCAUCAAGCUGGCUGAAGGAUAUUUUCAUAGCACCUCAGCUGCUUUCAUCUGGAGUUUUGCUCGCUGGAUGCUGCUGCCUCUGCUGCCCGUAGUGAUCAUAUGUACUCAUGUCUGCACAGCAAUGAAAGCAAACCAGUGCUGUAAGAAGCAGGAUGAGCCAUUUGAUGACGUAGCGGCGGGCGGAGCGCUCACUGACCCGCUCUAUGAGAGUCUAGAUCCUCAGAAUCAGAGGAAUUCAUCAGGGAUUUAACGCCAUCACUUUUCUACCACCACCACAAAAGAAAUAAAGAAUAAUCCACAACUUCUUUCUUUUUUUAUGAAGAAAUAAGUUUGCAUUUAUUGGACAAACCAAACAUAGGCAAACUCACAUAGUGUAAAGAUGGAACAUGUCAUGGAGUGAAAAAUAAAUGAAGAAUUUCAUCCCAAAACGUUUUGAAUAAACAGCCUCCUGAAACCAGCUUUUCUAAAGUGCAUAUCAUUCUGAGGAAUGUUAUUACUUUAGUAAACAGAACAUAAAAAAAGUCUCUGGAUUUCAGCAGGACUGUUUCCACAAGAGUGAAAAUGAUUUUGGAAUGAAGCUCCUAACAUAUAUUUAUAUAUCUAUAUAUUUACUUUAUACAAUCUUUUCUUGCUGUACAUUUAAGUCUCAUGCUUUGCUUGAAACUUUUAUCAGCAUUUAUCCUCAAACAAGAGAUGAAAAAAAAAAGCACACAGUAUUCAGGAUAAUGCUGCAUAGUGUCACCUUUGGAAUAAAACAGAUUUUUUUGUAAACCAGCAAAUUGGAACCGUUCUGUGUGUGUGUGUGUGUGUGAGAGAGAGAGAGAGAGAGAGAUAAAGAGCUGAUAUCCAUCAUAUGUAAAAAAACAUCAGUUCUGGAUGCAGGAUGUUUUCUCAGUCUGUUAGAAGCAGGUGAGCUGAAACUUUCAGACAGAAUGACACCAUGUGGGAACUAAAGCAGCUCUGGUUUCUCUCCUUAAAGCUGCAGUACAUAACUUCCAGUAGGACUAUGUUUUUUUUAUUUUUUAUAUAUGCAUUUGUUAAAACUGUCGCCGUCCUGUGACAGUUUUUGAGAUAAUCUGUAAGGGAUGGAUCUCAUCCACCUCCUCUCUAAGCCACUGCUGCCGUCUGAAGAAAUGCACCACUCCUGACCUAAAACAACCAAUUGGAGCCAGGAGGAGGGGCUAGGCGCUGUCAAUCAACUCACUGUUAAAUGUGCUAAUGGUGGAGAAAGAGCUCACGGUAACAGGAAAACUGUUUAUCUGCCAUCAUCGGUGGCUAUGCUAACUAGCCUGAGCAUUCACAACAGGAUAUACUAUACAGCACAGAGUGAUUGAGAGCGCUAAGACCCUCCUCCCGGCUCUGAUUGUUUUUUUUGGUUAGCGCAAAAAGACAACAGAGAUCCAUCUUUUCGCAGAUUGUCUAAUACUGUCUAUACUGUCACUACAUUGUGACAGUUUCAACAAAUUUGUAUGUAACUUUU